ACUUCCGGUAACAACAUAUGCGGCGGCGGCAGCUGCAGCAGCAGCAACAACAACAACCGUUUAGACGCUCUGGGGUGUGUGUGGAAGAGGUGACGACUCAUGUUUUUGCGUAGGGACCCGGAAGCCCGUUUCCUCCGCCGGCUGCACGAGGCCGCCUGACGACGGUCCCUCCCCCCCGCUGCUUAUAAGGCUCGCGCACCCGAUUUGAACACGGCUCGUCGCGGCGGCGGUUGGGACUGGAGCUAGCACAGGUAAGGGGAGCCUUGAGCGCGACACCGGUUGGGGGGAGCUGCCAUUUGAGGCUAAUCGGGGAGUGGGGAGCGGACUUUGCCGUCUCUCAUCCAGCCCCGGGUUGGGAUGCGGUUGGGCAGCAUCUCUCUUUGAGCGGGUUUUCAUGGCUGGGAAGUUGCCCCAGCUGCCUGUGUCCUUCAUAGGGUUAAGUUCCUCCACGCAUCCCUUCCUUGCACAGUCUGGCUCUUCACAUCAGAGUGUCACACGCCUGAAAUCGCCUUGGGAAUAGUUCAGAUGUGGUGUAAUCUCUCCCCACCCCCAGCCGGCAGCCCUUCCGGUGCAUGUGCAUGGAGGAAAAUAAUAAUAUUUUUUUUUAAAAGCCACCAAACCUGUUUAAUAAUUUGGGUAUUUAGGAACCGAGGAAAGUGGUUGCAUAACAGGUAACUUCUGGUUAAGUUAACUUGGGCUACAGUCCUAUUGCAUACUUAGGUUGGAAUAAGUCUCGCUGGAUUCAGUAGAAGUUUCUCAAUAGACAUUAAUGCAGUUUUGCCAUUGGAUAUGUGCCUCUUGCCAAAGCUGUCUUCCUUCCUGCAGUUCUACUCAUUUUACAUUUUUGCAGUUCACCUUGAAAUUAUUUAUAAAGGGAAGUUUAUAUAUGACCUGACUAUCUGACUAGUUUUUUCUCUCCAUAUAAGCUUGUGCAUGCCAAAACAAGCAAAAUCCUAAUUGGAGAGAUGUUUGCCAUUUCUGCUUUAAAUCUAGGUCUCCAGAUCACCAGUACAUUGAAUUGUUGGCCUGGCCUAUGACAUGCCACUUUUCUUUGCCUCUACCUCUUUGGCUUUAGGACUGACCCUGUACUUAGGCUGGAUGAGACAAUUGCUUGAGGCAGCAGAUACCAUUAUUGGUGUGGUGGUGUGCCUGUCUAGUCAUCAGCCCUUUGACACUUCCCUGUCAGAGAUCACCGCUGCUGGUGCCACAAAGGCUUUCAUACACCCACUAAACUUUGCCUGUUGCCAAUGUUGAAGUAUGGUUUAACUGCCAGUUGAGCCAACUUCUGAAUAUGGUAUGGACAGCACCAUCUUGACCUUUGCCUUAGACAGCAAUAUGUCUUGGGCAGGUUCUGCUAUGGUGCCCUGCUAUGGUGAGGGUUUAGAGAGGAUGCAACUCAGUGGUGCAGCACAUGCUUUGUGUGCUUAAAGUCCUCAAUUUACCGGUAAGUCCUGGCAUUGCUGCGUUUAACUUUUUAUGUGUUGAAGAUGAGAUCCUGGAUUGCUAUUUUGCCAGUCAGAAUGGUCAGAGAUACCAGUGUCUUGAAGCAAGGUUUUGUUUCAUUGCAAAGGCAAUGAUUCUAUUGUUACUUCUGGAUUUUAUAGAUAGAACCCUACAUUACACACGUUACUUGAAUGUUGGUUUUCUUUCCUUACACAUUUGUGGAGGGUGAGCAUGGCAUGUCACCAGCAUUUGUUUGGUGUGGAGAAUGUGAACUACCUGCCCUGUUUGGGCGUGGAUUAAUUAUAAUAUUCUAACAUCCAUACUUUCUGUAUGCUGCGUUAAUCUUGCAUCAGAUGGGAUUAUAGUCACAUUUGUCCAUGGAAGGGGGAGUGACUUUCAGUCCUGAUCUUUGAUCACUUUCUCUGCUCACAUCUGUGACAUCUGCGGUGCAGUUGAACUGAUGUCCGGUCAAUGUCUCCUGUGUAUGUGUGGUGCUGGAGCUGUGAGCUAAUGAGUUGCACUUGACAUGAGAACUUAAGACACUCUCCUUUCCAGCUCCCACAAAAUUUGACAGUGGAUAGAAUGUGGCACUAUAUGUGCUUUGUUGUAAUUUAGAUCUGUAGCCUGCUUAAUAUGCAUAGUUUUGCAUAAAAUUAGGGUGUUCAUUAUUUAUGCUUUGUGGAUUUCACCUUCUGUGGUAGCUGUCAUAAGUUUGAAGUGUGGUGAUUAGGCACCUGUUCACGUUUUUACCUUGAGAAAUGUCAUUUGGGCUUUGGUCGGAUAUUGUUCAGUUAGUUAUAUAGUUUUAGCAUUUAUUUAGCUGCUUCUCAGAUUUACUCAGGGUGAGAUACCGAAAUUAAGCAUUUUAAAAAUUAGCUAAGCUAAACAUCAAUAAAAUCAGAAUCAGAUACACCAUUAAGAUAUUACAAAUACAGUAGAUAUGUUUUAAUGCAUAGAAAUAGAGUAGCAGUAUAAAAAUGUAUGUUAUAGAUAAGGAUUAAAAUCUUCCUUAGCAAAGCUGAAUUUAUUGUGGUAUGUAUUCUUGCAUUUCAGGCUGAAGAAAUAAAACAGAUUGACAUAUAUAACUACUAGCCAACCAAUGACUGCUGUGAAACAAAGAGCUUAAGGCUCUCUGUAGCUUUUCAAUGCUAACCUAGGAGUAAACUCUUAAUGUGCUCAGUGAGGGUUACUUCUGAACAGACAUACAUAGGAUUGCAGUGUUGGUGAAGCAAAUUUUGAAAUGUCCUCUGCUGAAGUUACCUACUGUGUACAGGUUGUGUCUGAAAGGUGUUUCUCCUUUCCCUAUGCAAACUUCAGAAUAAUCCAUAAUGUUGUAAUUAGAGAUGGGCAGAGGAAUCAUGUCGAGAUGAGGUGGGGCAGAGACUCCAUGACAGAGGAACUGCUGCUUCUUAUGCCCUGCUGGCUAGGGUGAAAGUUGGUGGGGCAGGGCAAUUAAAAGAAAUUCUGCCGUGAUGCAAUUGCCUGUUUGGGAAAAGGAAAUAACUAUGGUAGUUCAAGGGUUGGCAUAGUUUUGUGGCCAGUUUGGGAGAAUGGAAGGACUUUAGAUCUUAUGGAUCCAAGCCCCCACCCUCAUAUUUCUCCUUUUCAUCCCCCACUGAUAGGAAGGGUGUGGUGGUGAAGAAGCCUCUGGCAGUAGAAAACAUCCUUCUCUGACUCUCUCCAGCCAUGGAGGGGAAGGCUAUGGCAUUCUGCAGCCCAUUGGCUGCCCACCCUGGCAGCUGAAGGGGAAAGGUGAUACUGGCUUUAUUAAUGUCUGUGGGGGAGUGCUGAAAGACAAAUUGCACAAAAACAUGUGCUUUUCGUUAUUUACAUCAUGCUCUUUUUUGCUAUAUGUUUCUUCCAAUGGGCAUUGUUCAUUACAGGAUAUGAGGUUUUAUCCUAGAUGUUCCAAUAGUCAGCUUCUGGAAUGUCCAUCUCAGGAUUAUUGCUAAAAAUAAUUGCUUUGUAGGAAAAAAACAGAGAUAAAUCCUUGGAAAAGCCACAGAGAGCCUUAAGCUCUUGGUUUCACAGAAGUCAUUGGUUGGCUAGUAGUUAUAUAUGUCAAUCUGGUUUAUCUCUUCAGCCUGUUCAGUUAGUACUUAGUAUAAAGGAGAGCACAACCUAUUUUUCAUAAAUAUUGUUGACAGGUUUCAGUAGUUACAAAUAUAGUUUUAUUAGAGCCUCUCUUGUGAAACUCUCCCAUGUGUAUAAAAUCUUAAUUUUCAGUUAAUUUUUAAUCUGUUACCCAUUUUACAGUCUGAUUCUAAUGCAUUUCUACUGAAUGUGUCUCCUAGAUAAGUAUGCACGGUUUGCAGUCUUAUACCAUUAGUUGCCCUUGCAAACAGUAUAUAUGGCAAUAUAGGCUCUUUGCAGUUUGGAUAGCUGCUUUAUUUUUUGGAUUUCACCAAAGCCUAGCCUCUAAACACUUCACCGAAGCAAUGCAACAUCUUUAUUUAAGCAGGCUUGUAUUAAUAGAGGAAGUGUAUGUGGUAUUUAAGUUUUGUAUGUUUUUGCUUCUUAUUGCCUAUGUUCUUAUUGUCCAUCUAAGAACAGGUUAAUUUAUAAAUAAAAAAUGAAUUUUUACUGUAUUCUUCAAAGAUGAGAAGCAUGUUAUAAAAUUGUACUGAACACAAUACUGAUUUUUGGAAUGCAAAACAACUGGCAUAAUUAUUUGUUCUGAAAAGCGGAAGCUUUUGUUCCGCUCAUAGUCAUUACAAGUGUAUCUGUUGUUCCUAGACUACAGUACACAGCUUGUGAUCUGCUGCAGAUCAGAACACUGUGUUACAAAAAUAAGUUAAAAUGCUUAUUUGAGUUAUUAUCAGUUGUAAAAAGCAUGAUUAAUAGUAAUUAAUAUUACCAUCAGCCGAAAUACAGUUUAAUUCUUCAAUACCAUUCAGUGCUUAUUUAAUGCCAGUCACGUGCUGUGCACUAUACUGAAGUGAUAGAAAACUGUUUUGGAUGUAAUGACGUUGCAUAGGGAAUAGGAGACGACACCCCCACCCCAAGUGGAAGCCCUCCCUGAAUUAAGUUUUUGAAUUUUUAUAUUCAGGGUUAAAUGAUGUAUACUGUGCUCUGCUGUUAGCAAUGAGCUGCAAUGAACAUUUCAUCUAUAAAGCCCAAAUGAUUUAGGAUCUGUGUACCUUUAAAUGUCUUUGCUGCUGCAGAUUGGACAUGUUUAUGCAAAUUACUAGAUCAGUGUUGAGAUUCUAGGCUAUAUUUCUUCCAUCGUGAGUUCGCAUUUAUGGCCUAAUUCAGGAGACCUUUGAUUUGUUGACCUUCUAAGAAUUGUGCAAGACUCAUGGUUGUUGUUUUUUUAAUCUGGCUUUGCUCAUUUGUAUGUAUGUAUGAUGUAUGGGCAAAAUAAGGCUCUCAGCCUUAUCAAGCCUUCACAAUCUCCUCACUCAGCAGCCUACACUACUGUUACUGAAUUGUUUGGUGGGGGGGUUGGUCCAUAUUGUAGCUUGUGAAACCAUCUUCUGAUUACUCCUGUGAUAAGUUGUUGGGAUUCUUACCUUUUCUUUGUUGAUCUCUUUUAAAACAUGUAAAUAAAGUUCAUAUAAUUGUUCUACAUUAAGUGAUUUGACAAGUUCUAUGUUGUCACAACAUGCAUUCUUUCUCUAAAAGUUGUUUUUAUUCUGUUCAUGCGCCUAUGUGCAAGUCAAGAAUGGAUAACUACUUUUGAGUUUGGGGAUUGACCUUGGAAAGCCUGUUCUGCCUGCACAAGUCCCACUAAAAUUAGCAGGUUUUAUGAUGAGAAACUAUGAGCUUAUACAGCUUUCCUUCAGCUUUUUAGUAAAUACAAGCUAAUACUGAAAAACGUAAUGUAGGUGCCUAAUUUACAAGGUGACUGAAGUAGACUUCAGGGAGGAUGUUUUUAAUUGCAGUCUAAAACAUAUGUUGGACAUAUUUAGGAUACAGUCCUUUGCACAACUCUAAGUUGCUGUUAUAUUCUAUUGAAAUCAACAGGAUUUAAGUAUUCCAUCUGUAUACACAAUGCAGCCUCGCAUGUAUUGCCAUGACUCCUUUCCCAGUGCAGUUUGUUUAUCUAGGCAAUGUCAUUGCUCCCUUAAUGCUAGAGAAUAGUGAAAGAAUUUCCAAGUCCUAAACAGCUGUCCUGAAGUUGCCUUCAAAGCUAGAACUUGUAAAAUAUUAUUUGGCAAAUAAUUGUGGAGAACACUUGCCAGAAUUCAGUCCCCCCCUCCCCAAAGUAGAAAUUCCUUUCACACACAUACAUAGGGAAGGGGCUGAUCUUUCAAUGCGCUGUCUCUUGCAGCUUUUAAGAGGUGCUGCUCUGCCUGACCUACUUCCCAAAAAUGUUGCAUUUUUCAUCUAGCCCAUAAAAGGAAGUGGCAAAGGGUAUAAAUAUGGAUAUAAGGGUAAAGGGACCCCUGACCAUUAGGUCCAGUCGUGGCCGACUCUAGGGUUGUGGCGCUCAUCUCGCUUUAUUGGCCGAGGGAGCUGGCGUACAGCUUACGGGUUACAUGGCCAGCAUGACUAAGCCACUUCUGGCCAACCAGAGCAGUGCACCAAAACGGCAUUUACCUUCCCGCCGGAGCGGUACCUAUUUAUCUACUUGCACUUUGACGUGCUUUUGAACUCCUAGGUUGGCAGGAGCUGGGACCAAGCAACAGGAGCUCACCCCGUUGCGGGGAUUCGAACUGCCGACCUUCUGAUCAGCAAGUCCUAGGCUCUGUGGUUUAAUCCACAGCGCCACCUGCAUCCCAAAUAUGGAUAUAGAUAGUCAUAAUAAAGUGGACUUCAUUAAGCCUGAGCAGAAAAAAUAGCUCUUGGAGUAUAAAGUCUUCCGUUAAAUAGCUUUAAUCAUGCUUUUCCAGUUUUCUCAAACACCUGAUAAGUUGCUUAAAAACAUGUGUGCUUUGUUUUAACGCAAUAAAAUAAAACGAAAUCUAGUUAUAUUUAUAUACUAGGGACAAAAAGUUUUUAAACACCACAGUCUCAUAAGAUACUUGGAAAAGAGAUAUUUCCUGCAAAACCACAGUGAAAGUGUUCCUGGUGUCUGCAGACUCACCUGAAUGCUUUCUAGUACAGUUAUAAGACUUCUGUUGGUGGUGGUUGUUUGCACUGAAAUUUUAAUGGUUUUCUGAAGUGUCAAAGUAAAGAUACCAGUUUGAUUUUUUUAAAGCCAGUAGUUAGGAUGAAUGAAAGUCGUAGUCCCAAAACAUCUGGAGGGCACCAGGUUGGAGAAGGCUGUUAUGGGUUAUGUUUGUCAUGCCUUUCAUUUGUUUUGUAAUCCUUUGUGUGAAAAUCACCUUAAUGCUGUGCACUGUUUAAGCAUAAUUGCAUGCAGAACCAUAGACUUUAUUUGCUUGUUAUUACAAAUAUGACUAUGAAACUGUUGCUUCUGUUGGUUAAUGAACUAAUCUGGGUGUAUCCUUGUGUUCCUCCCCCCCUUUAUAACCUGCAGGCUUGCAGAUGGGUCAGGGGCUGUGGAGAGUGGCCAGGAACCAGCAGCUGCAACACCAGGGAUACGCGGGACAAAGCUAUCUGUCCAGAGAGCAUGGUAGAAGGAUAGCUGCUAAUAACGUUUCAAACGCAAACCAUCGGAAACAUGCCCAGGGAGGCAUUGACAUUUACCAUCUGUUGAAAACUCGGAAGUCAAAAGAACAAGAAGGGUUCAUCAACCUGGAAAUGUUGCCUCCUGAACUUAGCUUUACCAUUUUGUCAUACCUGAAUGCAACAGACCUCUGUCUGGCUUCAUGUGUUUGGCAGGAUCUUGCUAAUGAUGAGCUUCUUUGGCAAGGGUAAGUUAAUGAGAGGUCAUGAGCACAGGUUAAAACAGUCAAUUUAGAUCCAGGAUUUCUUGUCCAAACCACUUGCUUCUUUAAACAAAACAUCAGAAAUGAAAAACUACUGUGUAAUUGUAAUUGUAGCUAAUUAACUGGGCUUUUUGAGCCUCCAAAUUGCAACCUAAAUCCGAUAAGGAGAGUACAGAGUGAUAGAACUUCAGGAGCAAUUAACUUAAGUUUUCAAAGGUGAUGGUACUUCAGAAAAAGAGUGUGCUCUCAGGUCAUGCAGAAGCAUUUCAGAAAUGGUAAGCGUUCUUGCACGUGCUUCUUACUCUUGUGGAAACCGUAACGGCUCUAUUAAAAAAGUAGGUACAUGAUGGUCUAAAGCAGGCAUAGGCAAACUCGGCCCUCUAGAUGUUUUGGGACUACAACCAUAAUCCCUAGGUAACACGACCAGUGGUCAGGGAUGAUGGGAAUUGUAGUCUCAAAACAUCUGGAGGGCCAAGUUUGCCUAUGCCUGGUCUAAAGACUCUAAAGUGAAACUACAUGUUUGGUGAGAGCAUGAAACAUAACACUGAACUUAUUGUGGCUGCUUCUAGAACUAUUCUUCAGCAUAGCUCCCACAAGUAUCAUUCAGUUGCUCAUGGAAAUUCAGUUCCUACCCUGGUCUACAUAUGGCUUGCUGAAUUUGAUAGUGCAAAUAUUUUUGAGAUCAGCACUUUGGGCUACAAGGUUGUCUUAAAUGGAAAUGGCCUGUUUUUGUGUAAUGGCACCAGUCAGUAAUGUUUCUGGAAGCAGAAAGUUAUCCUUCUCUUCAUAAUGCUCAAAACAACUGCUUGCCUGGCUACAACUUGUCUAACUGGUCACAAAAAAGGGAGAGUGGAGAAAAUGAGCUUUGUGUGUGCCACUUACCAACAUAUGGGUGUGCAUUAAUAAGAUUUUGUACCGGACAAAGUUAAAAAGCCCUUGGAAGGGUAAAAGGAAUGUGUUGACCCAUGCAAUUGGAAAUACGUCUUGAAUUUCUUCAUGAGAUUUAUUUUUUUCAGAAAAAUAAAUUUAAUAGUUCAAUUGCACCCUAAAGCACCAAGUUCCAGAUAUAGUUAGAUGUUCUUUACUUAUUAUAUACUGUCUAAAGGAUAGGCAGUACUGGGUUGUAAUCCUGCAUGAAGCUCACAACCACACACUGGAUGACAUUCCUUCUCUGUGAAUUGAUAAAUUAUCUGAAAGUAAAGCUGCUCUCUCCUAAUGCCUGGUAGGUUUAUUAUUUUUUUUAAGAUUCAAGCUUGGGUCAACUGAUGUUUACAUUUACUUACCCGGUUAGUCUCUGAAAUAUUAAUUAAUGAGACUUUUAGGAUGAGAAGGCAAGUACUGGAUAGCACCAUUCAUUAAGCCUCUCACGCUACAGAGGCUUACAUGUACUUACAGUUAUCUGUUUGACUGUUUCUGUGUGGAAAUUUAGACAUGUAUAUGUUUGGAAGAUUUUUGUACUGAUACUACUUGCGUUGGCAAUGAUGCAGUACAAAAAAAUAAGUCAGUUUUUCGGUAGUUGUGCAAAUCCUAGGUAUUUAAUUGGUUCACUGAUGUUCAUAAAACAUAAUGAAAAGUAUGUUUUAGACUAUUUAGAAAACUCCUAUUAAAGUCUGUGUACGAAGUUAUAUAACUGAAACAUUAAGUGGUACUUUUCAAGUACUACUGUAAUAUCUGGUGGGCUCCUAGAAUCCUGAAAUCUUGGACCUGAAAAUGAAUUAGAGCAUAACCUAUUUCCAUAUUGAACAUGCUUCUUCCAUUUUUGUAGAUUGUGCAAAUCCACUUGGGGUCACUGUUCCAUAUACAAUAAACGUCCGCCUCUGGGAUUUUCAUUUAGAAAAUUGUAUAUGCAGUUGGAUGAAGGCAGCCUCACCUUUAAUGCCAAUCCAGAAGAGGUGAGUUGAUGUUGAGGACAAUAGUAAGUGUUGGUGAUAGUUCUGGUGCUCUUGUUGGUUUCUAAACUGCUGGGCAGAUCUAAAGUUAGUGGAGCAUAGAAGUGCCCACUAGAUGUACAAUUGGAAAAAAAUAAUAAUCAUUAAUUAGAAGCAUACUUUUUGGUAUGUACAUUUUGUUGAAAUCCAUUUGUACUUGCUUAAAGCAAAUGUUUUAGGAUUAAGGUUUAACAGAAAGUACAUUAUUUUUACUUCGCCUUUGACUUCAGGUUUAUGAAUAAAUGUCUCAUUUGUAGAAAAAAUGAGAAAAUCAAUAUAUGCAGUUGUGGCACAAAACGCUAACACAAUCCAGUGUAGUAAAGCUGUUCAUUAAUUGGAACUUCAGCUUUGUUAUGGAAUUAAGAAACAAAGAAAGCUUGACUCAUAAUGAUUGUUUUACUUUAACAAAGGACGGAGUUGUCUCUGAUCACUUUGUAAUGCUGAAACAAACCUUAAAUCUAAAGUAACGGGUUUGAUAACUGAGAGCUUUGCUUAGCAGGUAGGUUAGAAAUACUCCAAAUAAAUACUGUUAUGUGUUACAUUUAUGUAUCCUGUGUGUGUUUAGAGCCCUUAAUUUUUUGAUCAUGUUCAUUUUCUAAUUUUCUGUUUGCUUUUUCUGUCUUGUAAAACUAUUUUGUUGAAAUAAAGAAAUGUUAGGUAAUCACCCCCUUGAGCCAACUUAAGUGGGCGGACCACCAACCUGUCAGUCCUCAUUAUGACAUCAGGUGAUUGACAAAUGAGGGUUUCCCAUCCACUUGUCAAAGCGGACCUAUGGGCUUGGGGGUGAUAAAGAUCUGGCCUGCUGGGCCCAAAAGGUUCCUCAGACUUGCACUAUAGGACCAUCAGCUAAUCUGUUCUUGUCAGUAGCAAACUAGUUAUGGCUUCCUUGCUGCUUUUAGCAAGGACAAACACUGAUGAAGGAGCACAAGCUGCUGUUGGGAGUAGGAGGAGUUUCCAGUGGGAGGAUACCAGAAGUGCCUUGUGCAAGUGUUAUGUUUCAUCAUAAAUUUUAUAAUUUUCAUUAAACGUGUGUAAGCGGUUUUCUUCUUCUCUUCCUCUUCUCUUCCUCAUGUGGAUAGUGUUUAGACUGCAGGCAUAGGCAAACUCGGCCCUCCAGAUAUUUUGGGACUACAACUCGCAUCAUCCCUGACCACUGGUCCUGUCAGCUAGGAAUGAUGGGAGUUAUACUCCCAAAGCAUCUGGAGGACCGAGUUUGCCUAUGCCUGGUUUAGAGCAAGAAUAGUCUAGAAAAUGUAAUCAUUAUUUCUGUAAUUUGAUUAUAAGAACUAGACAAAUAACAUAUUUUACGGCACAUGCUGGUCUGUGAGUUUCCUGAAAUAUAUUUUUUAACAUUUAGAAUAUGUUAUGUGGUUUCAAGACAUGUGCAAGCUAAACAUGCCUGCAUUUUAACAUCUUAUAACAUCUUAUAAGUUCAAAACCAUGCAUUCAUUUGAAUGUGAUCUUGUACCCAGCAGGACAUGAAAAUGACUGUUUUAAAGUAAAAUGAAUGCUAAAUAAUAAAGGCUGGCUAAAUUUUCAGCAUGAUACCCAGUUAGGAAAUGAAGUACGGUUCCACAGCAGUCUUAAAUUUCAACCUAGUAUGACACACACAAUCAAAAAAGAGAGAAGUUUCAUGUUGAAGGAAGUAUGUUUCCUGCUGCUUUACUACAUAUAAAAUCUCAUUCAUAACUACACUAAUGCAUGUUUUAUUUGCAUAUGAAUUGAAUGGCAUAUAUUGAAAUGUAGUUCUGAAGAUAGAAUUUCUUCAUCAUUAUUAGGAUUUGUUCCAUUCCAAAUUCCCCUGUUGAGCACAAAAACCUAAUAUUGCCUAUAUAAAACAUCUCUUUGUCCCAGGGAGUCAACUACUUCAUGUCCAAUGGAAUACUGGAUGAUUCACCAAAGGAAAUAGCUAAGUUUAUCUUCUGUACGAGAACACUAAAUUGGAAGAAACUGAGAAUCUAUCUUGAUGAAAGGUAACUUUAUUAUAAACUGGGAAGCAUUGUAUUCCCUUUUAUUUAGUAGAGUUGUAUUUUCAUUUGAAACACUGGAAGAAUGGGGCAUUAGUUAGUAAUAAAAUACAUCAAUUUAGUGACGGCAAAGCUGAGGAUCUUUUUAAAUUCUUUUUUUGGCACUUUACCAAUGAAAUUUUCCCAGUAGUGGAAAAAUGUGUUGAUAGCUAGUUUCUUGCAAUAGAAAUCUAGCAUUAAUUGGAAUGAUGCUCCUCUGCUCUUCAUCAAACACUUCAAAUUCUGGAAAGGAAAGUAAUCCCUCAGUUAAAAUCGUAUUCAGGUUGCAUCUGAUACCCACUUGCCCCAGUUAUAGAAUAAUUUCUUUAGCCAUAUUAGGUUCAAACUAGUAAGCACUACUUGCUAUAGUGCUUGAGCAAAUUCAGAUAUUCUUGAUACUAUUUUAAAAAUAUACUGUCCAUAUAUGGUAUUGAGGAUUUCCUAGGAAUAAUUAUUUGUUUACAUGCUCAAGACUAUCUCUGGGUUGCUGCCCUGGGACAGCUAUCUAGCUUGCAGAAGGAAUUCCAGAGCUGUUUUCUUGACUGCUAACUUUGGUUUUUAUCGGCUCACUAUGUACUGUAUGGAAUUGUGGUGUCUGCUGCUGCUGAUGAUGAUGAUCAUCAACAACAACAACAGUCAGAGUUGUGAUUCUGUUUAUAACAUAUCUUGGGAGAAAAAGUGAGAGCCCCUCACUUUUAUCCAGUCCAUGAAAGUCCAUGUAUUCUACAAAAUGUUUACGCCAUAAUAAAUUUAUUCCUGUUAAGGUACCACAACACUGUUGAUCUAUCCAGGGAGUUUUCUUUUAAACUGAAGCAAAGGAUAAAGUAAUGAAAGGCUAAAAAAGCCAAGCAGAUGUAGGAGUAAGAAAAUGGAACAUGUAAAUAGGCCCUUAGAAAGAGAAAAAGCAAAGUGUAUAACAGGAAAAAACCCAAAAAUGUUCCAUAUACAAAAACCCAUAGACAAAUGUCAGAAAGGAUAUCAAAGUGAUCUGAGGAUGAAAUGAGUUUUAGAGACAACUCAUUUUGGUAAAAACCUGGACUGUAAUUGGAGGCUGUAACUAACUUAUAGCAGAGGUGCCUGUUGUGACCUGCUUCCUGUAUACCUCUUCCAUCAUGUGUUUUCUUCCUUUUAUCUGACAUUCUCCAUUGUAAAUGUGUUCACAUAAAAUGUACCGUAUUUUUCGCUCUAUAACACGCACCCGACCAUAACACGCACGUAGUUUUUAGAGGAGGAAAACAAGGAAAAAAAAUAUUCUAAAUGAAACAGUGGAUGUAUGAUUUUUGUGGUUCAUGCUGUGGCCAGAGACAUGUGAUCUGACAGUGAGUUUGGAGUAGCCCAAUGCAAAAAUCCUGAGGAUCCAUGUGGAUCCAUGCUUUGUAACCACGUUUUUGCACCACUGCGGCCCCAGGCAACAGUGGGUGCGUGAUUUUUUUGGUGCAAGAUGUAGCCAUGGACAUGCUAUGUGAUCUGAUGGUGAAUUUGGGGUGACCCAGUGCAAAAAUCCUGAGGAUCCAUGUAGAUCCGUGCUUUGUAACCACGUUUUAAGUGGGGAGGGAAGGAAAAGCACUCAAGGGACAAGGAGCACGCGUGGGGUGUGUGGAGAAGGAUGCUGCUAAUAAUGCAGAAGAGGGGUUUAAGGGGAGAAGGAGCACGCGUGGGGUGGGUGGAGAAGGAUGCUGCUAAUAAUGCAGAAGAGGGGUAUAAGGGGAGAAGGCUCCUCUCCUCUCCCACUUUGCUCCUUUAAAGCAAGCAGGCUCUGCUUUCUCCCUCCUCCCCGCUCAUCCCCGGCUUAGCGAGCUGAAAAACUUUGCUGCUAUUUAGCGAGCUGAGUGGGGAGGAGAGAGGGACAGAGAGCCUGCUUGCUUUAAAGGAACCAACCGGACAGGAGCCGCUUACACUCGUGUAAGCGGCUCCUCUCCCGCUUUGCUCCUUUAAAGAAGCAGGCUCUCUGUCCCUCUCUCCUCCCCACUCAGCGGCUCUUCUCCCGCUUUGCUGUUUCAAAGCGAGCCACGGAGGAGGGAAGGAAGGGGAACCAUGGAUCCUCUGCUCACGACUGCAGCAGAUCCCCCCCGCCACUCGUAGGCAUUCCUUCCAUAACACGCACAGACAUUUCCCCUUACUUUCUAGGAGGAAAAAAGUGAGUGUUAUGGUGCAAAAAAUACGGUAUUAUUGUUUAGUAUUAUCUGUAGUUGGCUUUGUUUAUUUGUCAGUUGAUGGCUCAGGUGUUUGAAAUAUUAAGGUUUCAGUUCUGUACAUACGUACCUGGGAAGUAAGCUCCUUGGAAAUUGCCUACGUAGGAUUAGGUUGUAAAUUGUAUUGGAAAUAUUUUGAAAAUGUUCAUGUACAGUGGUACCUCGCAAGACGAAUGCCUCGCAAGACAAAAAACUCGCUAGACGAAAGGGUUUUUUGUCUUUUGAGCUGCUUCGCAAGACGAUUUUCCCUAUGGGCUUGCUUCGCAAGACGGAAACGUCUUGCAAGUUUGUUUCCUUUUUCUUACCACCGUUAAUACAGUUGCGACUUGACUUCGAGGAUCAACUCAUAGAACGUGGUUUGGUAACCUUUAUUGAGGUUUUUAAAGACUUUGGUGAUUUUUGAAGCUUUUCCAAAACUUUCCCGACACCGUGCUUCACAAGACGAAAAAAAUCGCGGAACGAAUUAAUUUCGUCUUGCGAGGCACCACUGUAAUCUUGAUUGGCGCUUACUGAGAGCUGUUGCAACCUGAAAAGUUUGAGGAAGUGUCCAGGAUAUACAGUCUCAUGGACAAUGCCAUGCAGAUUCUUAAGGUUGGGUGCAUUAAGAGCUGAACACUCAAAGAGCCAUCUUGUGAUUGAAAACAGCAGCCUCAGAACUGUUACUUAUUUUUCCAGCUCUAGUAGCUAUCAAUGAACCAGUCUUACAGACUACUGUACUACAUGCAUAUAUGAUAUAUGACCUUCAUCAGAUGUUUGCAUUACAGUGGCAUAUCUGAUUGCAUUACAGUGCAUUGUUUCAAUAUUUUAAAAGAACUGUUAGUCUUAUUGCCAUAUCUUUCUCUAGCAGAGGGAGGUUUUGUUUUCCAUUAUUUGCAUAUCUUGAUAAGUUAUGAUGUCUGGUUUUUUUUACAGUAUGUUGUUGAUACAUACAGACUUGCAAUGCAAUAUAUUUUUGCCAUUCUAUAUCCACAGAAAGAACAUAACUAUACAUAUUGCAACACCCUUUAACCAAUGGACAGGAAUCAUAAUACUUAGGUGUGAUUUGUACUAUAAAGAACACCAAUCGUGCUAAAUAUAUGUUAGGCUGAACUGUAUACUGUUUGUUCUGGUUUGUAGAUCUUCUCUUAUUAAGUCUGAAAUGAAGGAUUUAAAACAGAAAAGUAACCCUCUCCCCAAAGUCUUUAUGGUUACAGUUCUAUACACACCUGGGGGUAGGUUCCAUUGCAUUCACUGGGACUUGCAUCUGAGUAGAUUUGCAUAGGUUUCACUGAUAAGUUUCAAAAAUGUGUUUUGCACAAUUGUCACUUGUCUUAAAAGGCUUUUCUUUUUCCUUUUUUUUAAAUUAGGCGAGAUGUUUUAGAUGACCUUGUGACACUACACAACUUCAGAAAUCAAUUCUUGCCAAAUGCACUAAGAGAGUUUUUCAAGCACAUUCAUGCCCCUGAGGAGCGUGGUGAAUAUCUUGAGACUCUUAUUACAAAGUUCUCACACAGAUUUUGUGCUUGUAACCCUGAUUUGAUGAGAGAACUUGGCCUUAGCCCAGGUAAGAAGAAAUGGCCUGCAGUUUAGAUGGUGUGGAGUGUUGUUUUGUAGUAUUAAUCAAGUCCUGACAAAUAUGAAAAUGUUUCUUUUUAGGUCUUGCAUGAUUUAAGAGCUCUGAAUCUGCAUAUCCUUAUGGCUUAGUAAUGCGUUAAUGGAAUUUAUUUCCCAGUAAAUAUAGUUACUGUAACCCAACACAGGCUUAUGUUACUUUUAAGGUCAGAUUGGUUUUAGUGUAAUUUGAUCACCAGUAACUACACAGUGGAUUGUUCAGGUUAGAUGGACACCUCUAGUAAGCAUUGCGUACAGCAUUCCAAGUAUAGUCAUAUUCUCUGUGCUCCAUUCCUUUACCUGUGAUUGUUUCUUCUUUAACACAAGAAUAUUGAUGCAUCAUAGGUGAAGCUUGUUAGAGCAAGAGAUAGGACUAUUUUGGAAUUGGAAGCCCAGUUAUAGAACACCUCCAGGAAGACACAUGUAGCAAAAAAAACCACCAAUCCACCAGACAAAGCUCUCUCUUUUUUUUCACCCAACCAUUUAAAAACACUUAUGAUAAUAAAAAACAUUUUAAGUACUCUUAGUUGAUCCAGACAGUCAUGCUUAGAGUAGACCCAAGAAAACCCCAAGAAAAACAUAGGCAGGGCCCUGCCCUAAAAAAUAUUUGUUUAAAAAUUUGUUGUUGUAAAAAGUUGUGUUUUCUUAAAAUGUUAUCUGUUCAAAGUCAUGACUUUUUCUUCCCUUUCCCCUUAGAUGCUGUCUAUGUACUAUGCUACUCUUUGAUUCUGCUUUCCAUUGAUCUUACUAGUCCUCAUGUGAAAAAUAAAAUGUCAAAGAGAGAAUUUAUCCGAAAUACACGCCGCGCUGCUCAGAACAUUAGUGAAGAUUUCGUUGGGCACCUUUAUGACAAUAUCUACCUUAUAGGCCACGUGGCUGCCUAAAAAGCACAAUUUGCUAGGACUUAGAAUUUAUAGUUUAAAAGGAAUUGGAUCUCCAAUGAGAUUUGGGUUUUGUUUGUUUUGUUGGUAGAUAUGGGGGUUAUAUUAGUGCUGGUCAUUCUAACCUCCGUCUGCAAUCAAAAAUGUACAAGAACAACUUUUUUUAGCAAUUUACCAUGAGAACUGAAGAAUUUUGGAUUUUUUAAAAAUUUUGCUUACAGUUUGCACAAAAAUUACCAUUAGUUUGACAUGUUACAAUUUCUGAAUGUUAAACUGACAUUAUGAUUUUAAACUGACAAGAUGGUGGACUUAUGCAGUAGAUUUGCUUGAACACUUUAACCAGUUCUUUUGUUUUUUUUAAAUACCAUGUAAUGUGUACAUAUUUAAAGAGAUUUAUAACCAUAAUUAUUUUAUUGUAAAAUAUUUUAACUAAAAAAUUUCCUGUCUCUCUCUAGACUAGACUAUGUCUUUUCGUAUUUAUUUCUUUACUUUGUGAGACUGCUCUGGUUCAUUUUGCUGUUGCCUUUGUUUAAUAGCAUUUGGUGUGCACACUCUUCAAAAGCUAAUUUAAAGACACAAAGCAUUUUAGAUUCUAAGCUGCCAUUUACAGCCACCAGCCUAGCAUAAUUGGGUAGUAUCUGGCUGUCUUUGUGCCUCAGUGUUUAGUGCCUUAAAACGUUUUUGUAGCUAUAGCUCCUCAGGGUUGGGUGACUUCAUAGCAGCUGCCCAGAAAUAGUAAUAAUAAAAAAAUUAACACUGAAAAUCAUGGAGGUUAUGCAAGAACAGUUGCAUUACAGCUGAUUCAUUUCACUUCCACUUAAGCAAGAGACAUUCUUGGUGAAUUUGACCUAGAAUUAGUGGCUGGGAUCCUUUGCACAAGCCUAAGGCAUUUCUGUUUGCAUACGGUCCCUCUUACCCAAUUUCCACCAAUUCCUCCUGUUCAAGUCCUGACCCAACUAUUCAGAAAGAUCGAUGAUGCUCAGGAAUUCUUGAGGUGGGAGAAAUGAGAAAAGCGCAUUGUAUGUGUGAAGUUCCACCUAUGCAAUGUUAACAAUUAAAUCUCUCUCCUGCCUGGAGUAUCUGAAGUGUGCCUUGCAAAUGGAAAAUUCUCCUUUCUCAGUUACUUUCUGCUGCUACCUACUACAGUGCCUGUGAAUAGGUUGUGAGAAUUAUCUGAGCGGUAUUGUUCACCAACAGCAGCACAAGCAGUACUUGAGCUGGCACAGGUGAAACACAAUAAUCAUAACUCACAAGUGGGAAAACGUCCAUUUCCCCCUCAGUUAUAGCUGGUGUCCAUUUUUCUGUAGAAUAGUCCACCCAAGAACUAUAUAUGCUCAUGGAGUUUCACAGUAUGAAAACUAAGGGUCCUGAUUAUGAUAAUGAAAUGUUAAAGAAGAUAUUUAAAAGCUAUGGAAAUUAAGCAGCUUGGGUUCCUUUCAUUUCUGCACAAAUAACUGAACCUGCUUUUUUUCCCUUUGACCAAUCCCAGUGUGUGGAAAUAGGCUAUUUUCUUUUUUGGGUGAGGGAGGAUAAGGUUUUUAUUAAAAAAUCUCGUAGGGAUAGUAGUUAAACCCUCUCCAUCCCUGAAUAUAGGCAUAACUAAAGCCAGCUUUGAUAUGGAAUAUAACUCAUGCUAUAAUGUAGACAAACAUUAGCCACAGGAAAAGUUUGAGUCCCAAUAUAAAAACUUACCCAGGGCCUCAGAAUUUCCAUAGAAAACCCAGACAUCCAGAAGCAAAGAAAUGUGUUCAAUGUGUAAAUUUCAGUUCCAUGUUUUGUAGAUGUUCAGUAUAUCAGUUUCAUUCAGUUUUAUUUUAGAUACGAAAAAAAUCUUGUAAAGCUGCUAUUCCUUGUUUUCAGGGCUACUCUGUAUCUUUUGCAAAGCAAGUUAAACCCACCCUACAUUUGGGAGGAUACAUUUAAUAUAUCUUUAAACAUGCAAUAAGUUAAAACAUUUCUCAAAGCUUCAAAUAAAGGACAAAUUUGAAGAAUCAUCUACUGACUAAAAGGUCCUCGACUGACAAAGGCUGCGUGUGUCUGUUUUGAAAAGAUUUAAAACACCACUUGAAGUAAUGUGGUGUUGACAGUGCUUGAUAAUGCUAUUUAAUUCAUUAUAAUUGGUUUUUCCCAAUUACUAGGAUUCAUGAUUUAUGCGAACUACUCAUUUGUAGUUUCUUAGCUUGACAAACUGGUAUUACUUUUCAGCCAAUAUAAGUGCAUAGCUACACCAUUUAGAAGAAACUCAAAAUUACACUACAGAUUUCUUUAAAAAGAAAAAGGGGGGGAAGGCAGGCAUGCUUCCUAGUGAAUUGCAAAUGAAGGCAUGAAAUGCAGAUUGAGGAAUAUGUUGCCCCUUUUUAUGGUUAUUUUAAAUAAAUAUCUCACUCAAUAAGCUUAGAGUUGAUUACCAGCUUUUUCUUUUUUUUUUACUGCUUUUAGAAAAUCGUCUCCUCUAAUCUCCAAAGCAUUAUUUAAAUGAACAAAGGACAGACUUGAAGGAUUUCCUGUUUCCCUUGCCAUGCAUGUUUUGGCUUCAUUUUCAUUUAAAGUGUAAUAAGAUACAAACUUCACAAUCUGCAUGCAAAUCUGUCCCACUGUGCUAAAAGGCUUUUAAUAUUACUAUAGUGCAGUCCUAAGGAUGGCUAUGCAGAUGUAAGUAUAAAGUUCAAUGGGAUGUUAGCUUUAACUAGAUUAUUAUUAAACUGAUAAAUAAGAGUCCUUCAAAUAGCAUGCAUGUUUAGGUAUAAAUCUAAGCUUGCACUUUAACUAUUUUGACAGUGCUGUUUUUUUAGGAACUCUCUUGUUAAAGGUUUGUAUGCAAUGCACGUUUGUGAUCAAAUAGUCACCCAACUAUUCUGUGGCUCUGUGAGCCACAUUUUCAACACAGUUUGGUUGUGAAAUUGGACUUUUAAUUUUACAAUGAAAUUAAAAUCAUUUGCACCCUUAGUUAACCCUAUGUCUGUCUUCUGACUAAGAGCUGCAACUUCAUUGACAUUUAAAACAAAGCAAUUGGCAGUGGUGCUCCAGCUGUGCAGAACUGAAAUCUGCAGAUCCUUCCAGUAUCUAUGAAAAGGAAGGAACCCAUUGGCCACACCUUAAUCAGUAUGGCAGCUUUAGCUAUAUGCUCCACACAAGCAUCCAGAGGGUUGCCCACCCUGCUCCAUGGGGUUCAAAGCCCUCAUGGGCAAAACUUGGAAUCCGGGCAACUUCCAUUUUACAUGGGGGUUACAUUCCAGGGCAUCACACACAUCUGUGAAAUCGCAUAUAUUUGAAACAGCAUUGGAAAAGCCUGCAAACACUCUAUCCCGCCCCUUUUUGUGACAUUAAUGGGUCACUUCCGGGUUUGGGUUGAUGCGUGUGUGCACGGUCGCACACAUAUUGAACACACAUAAAUGGGGAGUUGCCUGUAAUCUAUCACCAUAAAGUGACUUGGGGCAUUCCCUGAUAACUCAUCUGCUCUUAGAGUAAGUUAAAGAGAGAGAAAGAACUAGGCCUGUUUCCCACAGUGUGGCACCUCCCCAGGUUGCUUGGUUGGUUGGUUUUUUUAAAAACUUAGUUGGCCAUGAAGCAAUCAACCUGACCUAUACUGCCGCCUUAAGGGUGGGGGUGAGAAUGUCCAAAGAAUGUCAGCAAGCAGCAAGGCUGGUUUAGCUUAUGCCGUGCCAACUUGUUUAAAGCUGCUACCUUUGUUUGCAUGCUGGAAUGUUGUCUUGCCUCCGUCCGCUGUGUUCAAUGACACCGCCAACCCACUUAUUGUUUGGGGCAUGCUGGAACAGGGUGCACACGAGUGGGACAGAAACUGGCAUUCUAGUGUCUGUCCAUGGUGCUAUGUUCACUUUGCCCUCAGCUUUUCAUAGAAUGGAGACAUAGUGAUCAGAUUGAUUUCAGCUGUAGAUUUCUUCCUCCUCUGCAGCUAAGGAGUCUCUUCAUAAAUAAGCUAGAAGCCCUGUACUGUUGGAAGAAGAGAAAUGAAAAAGGCUGUAGCAGUGAAUUUAACCCCCCUAAUCUGUUGCAAUCCCUCUGGCUUAUGCUAGCCAUUUUUGGCUUCCAAAACAAGAUGAACCAGCUCUCUUUCAAUUGGCUAUAGCUCCAUUUUUUACCAGAGACAGCCAACCAAAUAACUGUCUGCAAGUUCAACCACAGUGUUUUUUUUUAAAGAAACCAACACUUCCUCUUCACCAUGUUUAUAUAGAAUGAGAGAAUAUGGAGUGUGUUCUGUGAAACCUCUUUCCACGGGAGGCUCAACAAAAUCUGAAUGCAUGGCUGUCCCUACCAUUAGGUAGAGUGGGGCAAUCACCUCAGGUGGCAAAUGUUUCUUUGUGUGCAACAUGGCCAUCCUGCACCUCCCACAACUACGUAGCUUGCUGUCCUUGGAUGCAAUGGAGAACAACAUUUGCUGCCAGCAUACCUAAUCAGUUUCUGUAUGUGGACUAGAGGGGGCAAGGAGUACCAUUUUGCCCUGCACUGCAGGCACCAUUAACAGACCAAAGUCCAGCCCUGUCAUUAUGAGGCCAUUUUUCAGAAAACAAAUCCCAGUACCCAAAUUCAGUGGGUCUAGUUUGGUAAACUUAACUAGAUACAACGCUUGAAUCCAGCUGCAAGGAGUCCCUUUCAGAAAUAAUACUUUACAGUUUGUGAUGUUUUCAUAUUUUAUAUUAUUGUGUGCUUGGGGUGAAGCAGAUUGAGAAUCAAAUAAAAAUUGUGAGGAAAUGGAGAAGAGUUCUAGCUGGGCCGGAAAAUUCAGCCCAUCACUAAGUCAGGUUAGAAACUGUUAUUUCCUCUCUGUAUGUAUACUUCAAAAUCUGUUCAUUUGGAGAGCUACAAGGCUGGGAUAUUGGGUCUUUUUCCAAAGGCAUUUUCAUUUGUAAAAGUUAGCCUCCUUCUUGGCAACGAGGAGGAAUGUUGUAUUUAAUUUAAAAUGAUUAAUGAGAUUUUGUCAGACUCCUGCCCUCUACCGCCACUGCAGUAUGUCAGAACAACAACCUGGGAAAACGGACGCCACUCUGUCGCCCCAAACAGCUUUCCAGGAAAAAUUAAAGCUGAGUAGCCAGCACCAGGUACUUGUCAAUGGUAUUGUCUUUUGGUUGCUUGACAGUUAAAUGCCAAGUUAAGAUAUUUACCUGUUUGGGACAGAGGGGCCUACAUUAGUUACUUUAGUAGGGGUCUCUCUCUUUUAUGCUAGAGAUCAAUAUUCGGUUUCUGUUGUUUUCUAAAAACAGAAUGUCUGUUUUCCCCCAAACAACCCAAUAAGAAAAGAUAUGACAGUCUUGUUGGAUUUUGAGAGAGAUAAGACUCUCCCUGCUCACAGAUUAGAAUAGCAGAC
Molecule: messenger RNA, 21140 nt
Organism: Podarcis lilfordi (Lilford's wall lizard)
Lineage: Eukaryota; Metazoa; Chordata; Lepidosauria; Squamata; Lacertidae
Source: the annotation of a GenBank genome assembly